Lentinula edodes (shiitake mushroom) is the source of this 2452-nucleotide messenger RNA. Its product is annotated as OPT oligopeptide transporter. NCBI's taxonomy places the organism in Eukaryota, Fungi, Basidiomycota, Agaricomycetes, Agaricales, Omphalotaceae. Gene Ontology annotation, molecular function: oligopeptide transmembrane transporter activity. The coding region runs from base 190 to 2340 and encodes 716 amino acids. The record is from RefSeq and is a predicted model, not a curated record. Gene Ontology annotation, biological process: transmembrane transport. The transcript has 26 exons.
AGGAUGGAAGGGAAUACUCAAGAUGCGAUUUGGCACGUGGAUACCAUUAUUCAGGAAAGUUGCUGCUGCCAGAUAUAUGGGUGGGAUAUUCCUUAGAGGAUUCAGGAAAGCUCCAGAGGUGUACAGGAGCUGAUAAGGAGAGAUAUUCCAUGACACCUUCCAAGUUCCCUGACCCGGCCAUUGCAGACAAUGACAAUCGAAGCUGAACUGGUCCCCUUGCCAACAUUGGAGAAACCACCUCGCACAGAAUUCGGCUCUACCGAGAAGAGUUAUCCGCCCUCCGAUAAGGACGACGCACAAGUUGCAGAUGGAGAGUCGGAAGCUGCUUUGGAUGAAGUCAUACAAGAUGCAGAGGAAGUCGCACUCAAGGUAAUUUCUCUGCAAGACGACCCCACUGCUUCAGCUGUCACUGUGCGAUCUGUAUUCCUCGGAAUUGGAUUGAGCGCUUUCUCUUCAGUGCUGGGAACUAUUUACACUUUCAAGCCCCAGAACGCAACCGUAUCCCAGCUUUUUUGUCUCAUCAUAGCGUAUGUUCUUGGAACUGCAAUGGCCUCUAUCCCUUCUCAUGGCUAUUGGCGCAUUCUCAAUCCGGGUCCAUUCAAUAUCAAAGAACAUACUGCGAUUGUGAUUAUGGCUUCCACAGCUGCUAACGUUUCCCUUGCGAUGGAAGUCAUUGCUGCGAUGAACCUCUUUUAUGACAUUCGUCUUAAUACUGCUGUUGCGAUUUUCCAAAUUUUUGCCACCCAGAUGCUUGGUUACGGGUUCGCUGGAAUAUUGAGAACACUUCUGGUCUACCCAACCUAUACCUUCUACCCUUCGUACAUAUCCGUCGUGAACCUGCUUCAAAGUUUGCAUUUUAGUGGAGCGUUGAAUGCCAAGCGACGAAAGUUUUUCUGGAUGGCGUUUGCAGCGAUAUUCUUUUGGGAAUGGAUACCCCAAUACCCAUUUCCUCUGCUCACUGCUAUCUCUAUCAUUUGCCUCGCUGAUAAUGGCCGGCAUGCUUUUGUACGGAAUCUAUUUGGCGCUGGUUCCAGUAACGAGGGGAUUGGACUCUUCUCUUUCAGUCUUUCAUGGACUCUCAUCACCCAAGGAUUUCCCCUCGUUUGGCCCUUGCAGACCCAGGUCAACUCUUUCAUUGGGAUGGCUCUAAGCUAUAUCAUCCUUACUUCGUGCUACUACUCCAAUGUGUUCAAUGGGCGCGAUCUCAUCUGGAUGUCUACAUCACUGUUCGGGACUAAUGAAACUGUUGGACUGCCACGAUACACCACCACAUAUGCAAUCGCGCAGCUUAGCUACAACUUGUCCCUCGGUGCUGCUGUAACGACGAUGCUUCUGUGGCACUGGCCCAAGCUUAGCAAAGCAUUCGGCAAAAUGCAGAUUUUAAAGAGUGGUCCUGCAGAUGUGGACGACCCUCACUAUCAAGAGAUGCUGAAAUACGCUGAGGUUCCGCAAUGGGCCUAUGGUGCUCUACUUCUCGCCUCUCUUGCCGUAUGCAUCGGUACCAGCUAUGCAGCUCCCACUGUCCUUAUCCCUGCAUGGAGCAUAAUCUUCUUUACUGUCUUCGCAUUCAUCAUGUCGGUCAUCCUGGGCUUCAUCGCCGCGACCACUGGUUUCAACAUAUCUAUCCAGUAUGCCGUGCAAAUCAUUGCUGCCUUCCUCCUGGACAACCUAUUCCUGUUAUACCUUAAACUCGGGCAGUACACCAAGAUUCCUCCAAGAGUAACAUUUGCGGCCCAGAUGCUGGGUUCCAUCAUUGGAUCCAUCUGCAACUAUACAAUGAUGAUAACAAUUGUCAAUGCCAAUCGAGAGGUGCUUAAAGAUCCUACGGGCACUCGUAUAUGGAGCGGUUGGAUCAUACAAUCGACCAACUCUGCCUCUGUAGCGAUGGGCGCGCUAGGCAAGGAACUCUUCACAUUUGGUAAACCGUCAGGUUAUUGGAUUAUUCCCUUUGCAAUGUUCAUUGGAAUUUUUAUUCCCUUCCCUUUCUGGAUUGUAUACAAGUACACAAAACAGGGUAGCUGGAUCAACCGUACCAUGAAGUAUCUCAACUUCCCCAUUAUUUUGCUGUAUAUGGGAUGGUUGCCUUUCUCUGUCAAUGGCCAAUGGUGGUCUUGUGUCAUCAUUGGAUUUGCUUCUCAGUGGUGGAUUAGAACCCGUCGACCACGGUGGUUCGUCAAGUACAACUAUCUCUUGUCGGCGGCGCUCGACGGGGGGAGUCAGAUUAUUCUAUUCAUCCUCAGUUUCGCAGUGUUUGGAGCCGGUGGCAACAGUAUCGCAUUCCCGUUCUGGUGGGGUAACCCAGAGAAUCUGUCCGUAGAUCGUUGUAUGCUUGCAAACUAAGCAUGAUAUCCAACAAUAUUGAUUGUAUGAAGUUAUGAUUCGAGUAUUAAUGAGAAUCCAGGUUCGAAAUUGCAGACGCGAAACUCACGAAAUGAAAUGGACGCGUUCUUCA